AUCAUUGGCUGUCUACCCAUGAGUUCAAAAGUUUUAAAUACCAUUAACUUUACCUCAAAUCACUUCAAAACAUUAAGCGACAAUCUUGUCGCUACAUUGAUUAUUAGAUCCAUUGAUAAAAGUCUACUCCUUCAAACAUUAUGAACAUUUCAUUGAUUAUAUUUUAUUUGACUUUGUUGUUAACAGUCCAGUUAUCAGUGACUCAAUUAAACGGUUCACCGUUGGUUCCAUUGGUAACUCCAUUUCAAGAUGUCAGUAUUGCAUUUUUUAAACAAUUUCUCGAUUCGAUUCCAGUCUCAGGAGAUGUACCUGAUUACGAAUUGCUACAAAAAGUAUCUGGAAAAGCUUUCAAUUCAAAAUUUUUUGACACUGCAAGUCAACUCGGUACAAUAAUUGCUUCACCUCUUGGACCGAUAGCGUCUCCUUACUCGCUUGAUGUUGAUAAACCAUCCAACAAUAACAAUACAUAUGAUUAUGUUAUUGUUGGAGCUGGAGCUGCUGGCUCAACAGUAGCUGCUCGAUUAACGGAAGAUCCGAAUAUUCGUGUCUUAGUUAUUGAAGCUGGUGGAAAGGAGAAUAACUUUAAUGUCAUUCCUUUGUUUGCUUUCUUACAACAAAAAACGCCCAUCGACUGGGGAUAUUACUCGGUACCUCAAACUCGAUCAGCUCAGGGUUUGAACAACAAAAAGAUUCCAGCGUCUCGAGGUAAAGUCGUCGGUGGCUCUACCUCUAUUAACUUCAUGUUGUAUGUUAGAGGCAAUCCAUCAGAUUACGAUAAAUGGCAAGAAUUAGGUGCCACAGGUUGGAAUUACUCAGCUAUGGCUCCUUACUUCGUCAAAAUGGAAGAUUCAAGAGACCCGAGAGCUGAACCAGGGUACCAUGGUACUAAGGGUCCUAUGCCAGUGUCAGAAAUACAAGAUCCUUACCCAGUAGAUGAGGCUUUUUUGGAAGGUUGUCGUGAGUAUGGUCUCAACAUUGGAGACUACAAUGGUGCAGAUCAAAUGCGAUUCCAAUAUGGCUCACAUUAUAUUCGAGAUGGUGAACGUUGGUCAACUGGCCGUGGUUAUCUAGCCCCUGCUUCUUCUCGUACAAAUUUGGAUAUUCUUUUAUUCUCACGAGCGACUAAAAUUAUAUUUGAUGAUGAAAAGCGAGCAAUCGGAGUUAAAUUUACGAGAAAUAAUGAGAAUUAUCAAGUUUUUGCCCGAAGUAAAGUCAUCAUCUCUGCUGGUGGAAUCGCAACACCACAACUGUUGAUGUUAUCAGGAAUUGGACCGAAAGAUCAGUUGGAAAAAUUUAAAAUCCCAACAGUUCAUGAGUCUCCUGGAGUUGGCAAUAACUUACAAGAUCAUCCAUUUACCUUUCUUUUGUAUAAAACAAAUCUCGGGACAAGUUUUGUAGCUCCGCGUUUAGAUACCGCAAAAAGUAUCGCUGAAUAUGCAUCGUCUCAUAAGGGAUCUUUCACAACACCUGGAUUGAAUGUAAAUGGAUUCAUGCGAACUAAAUAUGCAAAGGAUGAGAGAUCGGAUAUUCAAAUACUCGAGUUUAGUUAUAUCAUUGGAGGAGCACUUCCAAACUUUUAUUUAGGUUAUCUGUUGAAUUUCAAUCGACAAACCUACUUUAAAUAUUUUUUGCCUUAUUCCGGAAGCGAUGGAACCAUGUAUGCAGUAAGUUUAGUUAAGCCACGAAACACUGGUACAAUUAAAUUGGCCUCUGCUGACCCUAGAGAUCCUCCUUUGAUCGAUUUCAACUUCUUCACUGAUCCUCGUGAUCUUGGUUCCAUGGUUGAAGGAUGCAAAUUGGUUCUUAACAUAACGAAAACAGAGGCCAUGCAAUCAGUCGGAGCUGAGCGUUUCAAUUCAUCAUUGGGUGAUUGUGACCGAUAUGCAUUUGACUCAGAUGAUUAUUUAAUGUGUCUUACUCAGACGCUAACUUUCACUCUCUGGCAUUCGACUAGCACAGCUAGAAUGGGCUUUUCUGAUGAUCCACUGGCUGUUGUUAGUCCUGAUCUUCAUGUUUAUGGUGUUAAGGAUCUCAUGGUUAUUGAUACAUCUGUAAUGCCUGAGGUACCAACAGGGAACACAGCUACUCCUACUAUAGCAUUAGCUGAGAGAGCAGCAGAUAUGAUAAGAGGAAGAGUAUUGAGACCUCAAAGUCUGCCAUUUACUGACGAAGAUGAUAUAAUUAACGACUAUGUGCCCUAUGAAAUUGAUGAUUAAGUUCAUAGGACUAAAACGAUUAAUAUGAAACACAAACAUCAAAUUCACUUUUAACUAAACUAGAUUGACUUUAUAA
Tetranychus urticae (two-spotted spider mite) is the source of this 2292-nucleotide messenger RNA. RefSeq lists its product as uncharacterized. Gene Ontology annotation, molecular function: oxidoreductase activity, acting on CH-OH group of donors; flavin adenine dinucleotide binding. NCBI's taxonomy places the organism in Eukaryota, Metazoa, Arthropoda, Arachnida, Trombidiformes, Tetranychidae. The record is from RefSeq and is a predicted model, not a curated record.